AUGCGCCACAUGUCACAGGCCAAGGCUGAGCAGGAGGCCUAUUUGAAACAGCUGGAGGUGGAGGGGCGCGCCGAAGAGGUGUAUGGUCAGGGCGUGCAGCUGAUCGCGCCGCAGCCUUCGAUUGUGCUGAAGGCGCGGGGCGUUUCAGGCGCGCUCAAGGUGUUCAUCAAUGUGUGCACCAGUGACAAGGUCCAGCCGCCAACAAGAAGACCAUCUGAGGAGGCUGGUCGGCGCGGCGUCAUCCUGGAAAUCCCCAACUGCAUGGGAAACAAGCCUGCUGAAGGUUUUGACAACAAGGGCGCUGCUGCCCAGGCUUGGGACUUUGUGGUGCACCCCUUAGCGGUAGAUGAGGCGACACGUGUGCCGGCAGUUAUGGAGGCCCUGGUUGAAGCGGCCAAAGAGCACGUUGCCAAGGCCUCCGGGACACAGCUGUUAGCACAGCACAAGGUGCUGCGGUGUGCCUACAAGAGUGUCGUCAACGGUGUCACAGGGUGA
Messenger RNA from Monoraphidium neglectum, 495 nucleotides. RefSeq lists its product as hypothetical. The record is from RefSeq and is a predicted model, not a curated record. The transcript is spliced from 3 exons. Gene Ontology annotation, cellular component: cytoplasm. NCBI's taxonomy places the organism in Eukaryota, Viridiplantae, Chlorophyta, Chlorophyceae, Sphaeropleales, Selenastraceae. The coding region runs from base 1 to 495 and encodes 164 amino acids.